This is a messenger RNA of Neodiprion virginianus, 793 nucleotides long. Its product is annotated as anaphase-promoting complex subunit 15-like. The transcript has 3 exons. The coding region runs from base 286 to 702 and encodes 138 amino acids. The record is from RefSeq and is a predicted model, not a curated record. Lineage: Eukaryota; Metazoa; Arthropoda; Insecta; Hymenoptera; Diprionidae. Gene Ontology annotation, biological process: regulation of mitotic cell cycle spindle assembly checkpoint. Gene Ontology annotation, cellular component: anaphase-promoting complex.
AUCUCCCUACUCAUCUCUGCCGUGACUGACUUCGACGAGCGGUUCGCGGCGUCGUUCAUUCCGUAAAAUCGAGUGUUUUCAAACGCCUGCGUAUGUCGAUUCGACUGCGUAAUCUGGUCUCCGAAUAGUUCGUGGAGCGUCGUGAAGAUAGUUGACAGCUCGGUAAUAGGAAACGUCAAAAAAUUCACAUGCAGUUUUUUGAGGUUAUAAUAUCAAACGUAAUCAGUAACUGUCGCGUUGUGGAGAUCGACUGGCCUGUUCACGGUUCCUUCAAGUUUUCGAAAUAUGUCAUUCAUGCCACUCUGGCCUGAUUUACAACCCCGAGCUAUUGAUCCUCUGUGGUUCGACGCAGACAAGCCGUGCGACGACGAGAGCGAGGUUAUUGCAUUAGAAACUGAGCAUCAAUCAUGGAUGGACAGCAUACAGGCCGAACGCUGGAAUCAAAUUCCAAUUGGAAAGUCAGCAAGUGAUUUCCGUGGAUCCGAAGGCGAAGAAGAAGAGGAAGAAGAAGACGAGGGCGAAGGAGAAGAGGAGGAGGAGUCCGACACCCAUGAGGAGGAAGAAGAAGAACUGGACGAGAUCGACAUGGAAGUCAGCUACUCCCAUCAACAGCCGCGAGCCAGUCCUGGGCCCAGUCCUGAUACCCAGCAAAACCCGGUUUCCAUCAGAAUGGUCAACGCGCGUACCCUCCAUUACACCUAGAAUCUGAUUGUGUGACAAUAAAUUAAGAUGUUAAGAAACGUUUAGCUGUACAAUUAACCGUAAGAAAGAAUAAAAUUACAUUUGUGUUGCA